Molecule: messenger RNA, 4064 nt
Organism: Oxyura jamaicensis (ruddy duck)
Lineage: Eukaryota; Metazoa; Chordata; Aves; Anseriformes; Anatidae
Product: histamine N-methyltransferase-like
Exons: 8
Coding region: 373-1251 (292 amino acids)
Molecular function (GO): N-methyltransferase activity
Source: RefSeq, a predicted model, not a curated record
CCCCUCUGAUUCCUGUUGCAGAUAAACUUGGGGCUGCCUGUCUGAAACCGUGACAUUGCUGUGGUCCUGCUGGCUGCUGCGUGACGGGCACCGACUCCUUCACUCUGGUGACCUGGGACAAACCACACGUGGAUAGCAGCCAGACCCCUCCACUUCCCGCUGCCACAGCAGCCACAUCCCGGAGAUAGGAUCCCAGAGGGGACCUCCUCCCGGCCGGGGGUGGGACUGGAGGCACCGCGGGGGUGUCAGCACGGCACGUCCCCAACACCCGCGGCACCGUGCCGAGGGAGCUGCUGCACCAGGCACCACCGCACACGGGAUUGCUGUGGAGAACAAGCCAACCCUGCCGUGCACAGUCCCCUGAAACCCGGCAUGGCUUCCUCCAUGCGGAGCCUGAUGGCCGACCCCAGCAGGUACCUCCGGUCCUUCCGCGUCUUCCUGGCGAAGUCGACCGAGCACCAGUGCAUGCAGGAGUUCGUAGAGCGGCAGCUGCCCACCGUGCUGGCGAGCAUUGGACAUGGGAAGCCUGCAAUCAAUAUACUAAGCGUUGGUGGCGGAGCAGGAGAGAUUGACCUGCAGAUCCUCUCAGCUGUACAAGGCAGAUAUCCAGGGGUCACCAUCAACAACGAGGUGGUAGAGCCAAGUGCCGAACAAAUCCUCAAGUACAAAGAGCGUGUGGCGGCGACAUCAAACCUUGAGAAUGUAAAGUUUACCUGGCACAAGGAGACAGCUUAUGAAUAUGAAAGUCGAAUGAACGCAGAAAAGAAGUCUAAAAAAUGGGACUUCAUUCACAUGAUUCAGAUGCUGUAUUAUGUGAAAGAUGUCCCAGCAACUAUCCGGUAUUUCCACAGCCUCCUGGAAGCACAGGCAAAGCUCCUCAUCAUCGUGGUGUCAGAAAACAGUGGCUGGGAAACACUGUGGAAGAAGUACGGAUCUUCCUUGCCUUUAGAUGAUCUCUGCAAAUAUGUGUCCUCUGCUGAUAUCAAAAAGAUGCUGGAUUCAGCCGGGUUGAAGUACCAGCUCCAUGAGCUCCCAUCCAACAUGGACAUAACCAGCUGCUUUACCGAAGGGGACGAGGAUGGGGAGCUGUUGCUGGAUUUCCUGACAGAAACAUGUGACUUUUCUAAAACUGCUCCUCCUGAGCUAAAGCAUCAGAUAAUGGAAGAAUUAAGAAAGCCUGGAUGCAGCGAAAAAAGAAAUGGGAAGGUGCUUUUUAAUAACAACCUGAGUGCAAUUGUGAUUGAGCCCUGAAUUAACACUUUUUUGUUUCUGAAACAUUCUUUAUAAAUGGUUUAGUUUACUUCUACUUAGUUCACUUCUUGUAGCCUGUUAAGAAAUCAUUACUAACAUCUGUUGUUAUACGUGAACUUUAAUAGUGAGAUUAAUUCUGUACUAAUCUAUGAACCUGUAACUCGGCAGUAAAUUGUGCUUUAUCAUAUGGAUGUUGUGUAAUCAGAUGUAAGUCCGACCAUCAAUUCAAACGCUGCAGAAACCAGACCACUUCCUCUGGCUGAUGGAUAAGAAAUAGCCAUCAAUACAUGAUCAGGUCAUAUUCAUUUAAAAACUCUCUACAGACCAGAUACACAAUUUUCAACUUCUUAGUGACUCUUGUAAGACUUUGUAAAAGUGAUUUGGGUACCAGGUCCAUACUGGUACUGCAAGAGGGCAGGGUCUGAAGGUGGUUGUGGCACAGGAGUGGUAACAAUCACCCUCGAGAGGUGAAUUUUGCUGACAAGUCCUGAAGCAAAGCCUUGGUUAGGAAUCAGCUGCUGCAGUUACAGGGGCCUUUUCUUAUUUUUAAUUAAAUGAACAAACCAUCUGGUUGUAGCCUCUAACUAGCCUGGCAGCAAUGGCCGUGCAUGCCUUGUGAGAUUUCUAGCUUGGAAGAUGUAAAAAUAAACCCUGAAGCCAAGUGACAAGUUUCAGUGGGAUUUGUUGCUUUGCCAGCAGAGCCAUGUCAGGUUGGUCUGCCCGGCACACGGUGCAAGGGGUCCAGCAAGAAGGUGCUUCUCCUCCUCAGCCCCUUCUCUCAGUGGGGCUGUCUCUACUCUCGGAGCUGAUGCAUUUGUUUUGCUGAGUGAUUUCAUGGUUUUAAGAAGUGCUGUGCUCUCUGCGGGGCACAAUGCAUAAUGGAAUACAAUACAGUCGUUGAAUGACUUUAAUAGCUUGAAUACUCGGUGUAUCCAGUGAGACAGGUGUGAUUUCUGCCAUUGAAAGAAUUUGGUCCAGGGUAGAAAUGGUUUAUUCAGGCAAUGCUUUAGCAGCAUGAAAUGUUUUAGUUUUGCAUGUACAUUUCUGAAACAAUACAGAUUAUUGAAGACUUGAGGUGAUUUACAAGAGAAUGCAUCAGGCACUAAUAGCCAUUUAUAUUCAUUUCAGAGUGAAUUAUUUGGAACACACAAUUCUCCUGGUGAUCAAAUAUUAAUUCCAGUAUGUUUUAGAACAUUUCCACAAUAUUUCUCAGCUGUUGAGCCGAAGAAAAUCUAUUGCCACUUUUACACAGCCCUAUGCACAGAUUCUUGCAUUAGGAGACCUCGGCAUAUCUGUAAGCUGCUACUGUGAUGUGCCAGCGAGGGAGAGAAAGAAAAUCUCUCAUUAGGACAGAUUCCUGCUCGCAUUUCUAAUGGAAAGCACAUUAAAGUUCACAGUUAUUGCCAUAGCUCUUUUGUGUUGUCAACGACCUCUUGUUAAUGGUGCUUGUGGAGGCAGCGACCUCUGAAUAUUGCCACACAGCCCUGUCAGAAGUGACGUAUCUUGGGGAGGCACAGAAACGCCGUAACAAAAGGAAAAGCUGAAGUACAGCCAGCAACAGGAUGCACCUGCAUGGCCUGUUGUUUUAUGGUUUAACAGAGGUCAAAAACACCAGAAACAAAUGCUUUAGAGUUUUCUGGGGAGGUUUGUUCCAAAGAUUUGGCAAUGGUCCCACCUCUUGCCUGAGCAGGAGAAAGCAAGGACAACAAAGAGCAUCUGGGGAGAAAAGAGGAUGGUAUGGCCAGAAAAAAAAAAAAAAAAAAAAAAAGACAGAAAAAGCAGAUUCAAAGAAUGACAAAGGGAGUGUUUGCUGAGUGCAUGGCAUUGCAGGGGGGGGCUUUUUUAAAAGGAGAUUUUACUAGGGAAAAGGCACUUUCACCCCAAGCUGGAGAAUGAAACUCCUUAUCUACAUUUAGGAGGGCAUCCUCUGCCAUGACUUUGAACUGUAAGGACAACUUCAUUAAAAAGAUGAGGGUGGCGGUGGGAAAUGCAGCGAAGUCCAUUCUGCAUAUGCAGCUGCUUCUGUUGAGGGGCUGGGGAAAAACUGAAUUAGAAUAGCACCCUUAAGGGUUAUUUUAUUUUUUAUUUUAAAUUUGCAACACACACACUUCCAAGAAGUAAGUGCUGCAAGUAUUAUUUAGUAGGAAAUGAGUGUGCGGAAGUACAAUUUUAUGCUCAUUUGACCAUAAAAAAGAAGGAGUUUUUGUAAAUCUCUCAAACGACUUCAUAAUAGCCUGAAGAGCCACAUUUUCAUGCGAGAAUCACCCUUAAUUGUACAGCAAGAUGCUGCUGCUCCACAGCAUGUCUGGGGAGUCCAGACCCACUACGGACUUCAAUUUAUACGGCAAUUUUGAGCUUACCUGUAUGCUUUCCACACUGAAUUAGUUGUUUGCCUCCCCAAAAGCCCAUCUUAUCUCAUCCUGCAGAAAGUUCUUCCAAAGGCAUAUCUCCAGAUCUUGCUCUUUGCAAACCUGUGGAGGCCAACGGACUGGGUCUGCCUCACCCACACCCUUCUAAGGUGAAUGUAGACCUAUAGGGGGCAUUUAUGUGCAGAGGUUUACUGAGAUCAAUGGCCUUAAACUGGCAUAAAUCAGACUGAAACAAGAAGGGCAUCAGGCUACUUGUAUUAAAGAUACACCAGUAAGGAUCCUCCUGCAUAUUCUUUGUGCACGGAUAUCCCUUAUUCUGGCUGAAUAAGUUUUAGAUAUGAAAUGUAAACGUUUUACAGAAAUACGGCUCAGCAAACAUAACCCUUAACAUUGUAUCUGUACAUGCCGUUUGUCAGAGUUGGUUCUGAAAAAAUAAAUAAAUAA